AUGAAGUUCUCCGUUGCCGCCGUCCUUGCCGCCGCCGCUGGCGCGCACGCCUGGUCCAACGUGACCUACGUCACCGAGGUUGUCACCGCCGUCACCACCUUCUGCCCCGGCCCCACCCAGAUCACCUACGGCGGCACCACCUACACCAUCACUGAGGCCACCACCCUGACCAUCACCGACUGCCCGUGCACCGUCACCAAGCCGGUGUCUGUUAUCUCGUCAGUGGCAUGCCACACUUGCACCGUCAGCGCUGCCCCCACCAGCAGCGUGCCUCUCACCACUGCCGCCACCACUGCCGCCACCACCACCAGCGCCCUGCCCACCGCCGGCGCUGGCCGCGUCGCCGCCCUCUCGGGCGCCGGCCUCGCCGGUGUCCUCGGCCUCGCCGCUUUCGUCCUCUAA
Lasiosphaeria miniovina is the source of this 402-nucleotide messenger RNA. RefSeq lists its product as uncharacterized. Gene Ontology annotation, biological process: fungal-type cell wall organization. The record is from RefSeq and is a predicted model, not a curated record. Bases 1 to 402 code for a protein of 133 amino acids. Gene Ontology annotation, cellular component: fungal-type cell wall. NCBI's taxonomy places the organism in Eukaryota, Fungi, Ascomycota, Sordariomycetes, Sordariales, Lasiosphaeriaceae. Gene Ontology annotation, molecular function: structural constituent of cell wall. The transcript is spliced from 3 exons.